ACAGAAGAACGUCGAUCGGAUCGUCGAAGCUCGUAGAUUAUGUAAGUUGAAAAUUCGUGACGGUGCUGCACGUAAUUUCAGAGUUAUCACUGGGAAAGUUCGGUUCUUUGCAAGAAUUUGAUUUUUGAAUAAUUUAAUCAACGUCACGAUGGCUGCACGAAGAAUUGCUCAAUCUAGCGUCAAUUGGGCAGCAUUGGCUGAACGAGUACCACCAAACCAAAAAGCUAACCUUGCCGCUUUUAAGUCGAUGAGUGACAAAUAUCUCCGAAGUGUUUUGGUCAACCCUGAAACCCCACCAAAAAUUGAUUGGGCCUUUUAUCAAAAGAAUGUCCCCAUAGCUGGAAUGGCGGACAAAUUUCAAAAGGCCUAUGAAGCUUUACAAAUUCCUUACCCAGUGGAUACUGUUACGCCACAAGUUGAAGCGCAGGAAAAGCAAGUUCGUGAGGAAAUUGCAGCUUUCGUAAAAGACUCGGAGAAUCGUAUUGCAGAAUAUCAAAAGCAAAUUGCUUCCUUAAAGGCCUUACUUCCUUUCGAUCAAAUGACCAUGGAGGACUUCCGCGACUCUUUUCCAGAGCACGCUUUGGAUCCAGCUAAUCGUCCGACAUUUUGGCCGCACGCUCCAGAGGACCAGCACGUUGAUGCUCCUCAAGAGAAGGCUCAUCAUUGAAAGGAAUGACUUCAAAAGGAUAACACACGUUCACUUAUAGUUUGAUGUAAUAUUCCAAUAAAAUUUAAAAGUGAACUAUUUCUACAUAGAACUGCGCUGGGAAGAUUGAGAAGCACGAUCAUCGCCUUCUAUUGCGUCUCGUUUUCUUUUGUGAUGAUUAGUUACUAACUGUGUCGAUUUGAUAUUAACGGAUUUCUCUUGCAACCAAUCGGAGAACAUUUUGAGAUUUUUACUUCCUGACUCAUAUAGGAUCCGUUCUAUGUAUUCCAAGUUCUUGUUAUCCAUUAGAUUUUCACUGUUUACGUUAUUACACAUGUCUUUGAUCGCUUUUAUUCUUUCUUGGGCUGUAUCAAGGAGCAUUCCGGCAAGGUCAUCUCCAGAUUCAAACUUACAUAAGUACAUACCCAACUCAUAAUAAAAUUUGUUAAGUUUGCCUAGCUCAACGUACGUGGCAUCUGCUUUAUAAAUCUCUUUGUAUGCAGCA
Molecule: messenger RNA, 1151 nt
Organism: Sabethes cyaneus
Lineage: Eukaryota; Metazoa; Arthropoda; Insecta; Diptera; Culicidae
Product: ATP synthase subunit d, mitochondrial-like
Exons: 3
Coding region: 149-667 (172 amino acids)
Biological process (GO): proton motive force-driven ATP synthesis
Molecular function (GO): proton transmembrane transporter activity
Source: RefSeq, a predicted model, not a curated record